AUGACAGGCGGCCGAUCCGUGAUCCGGCAGCCUCUCACACAAAAAUCGAACGUCGAGUUGAUCAACUCCCUCCGGUCCAACUUCCUUGCAUCGCAGCAGAUUGACUCUGCUGCAGCCUCGCAUACGAACGGAACAAACGGCGACACGAACGGUUCACGCUCGGAACAAGCCUACCGCUCAUGGACGAACGAACACGACGGGGCACUCUAUAUCCCCGCCAUAGACUUCGCCCAGCCUGGUCUGGCUGAAGAGCGCGAUCAAUACGAUAUCACGGUGAAACUAUUCUAUCUACCGGGGAUCCCAGCGUCCCGGCGUUGCGCGCACACUAGCGAGGCGAUUGAUUUGGUAUUGAAGGAAUUACAUGUAAAGUCUAUCGAUUUGCUGAUUGUGUCGUUUCCGGGGAUUCUGUUCGAUGCCGAAGAUGACAGCGACGACGAGGGUUCGGAGACGAGCAGCAACGAGCCGGACGACUUCGACAGCAUGGUGCAGACCUGGCAGGUGCUCGAAUCUUUACACGAGCAGGGCAUGAUCGCCCAGCUGGGUGUCGCCGAAUUCGGCAGCGAGCGGCUGGCGCGCUUCCUGCCCUACACUAAGAUCAAGCCCUCCGUCGAUCAGAUCAACCUCAAGGACUGCUGUGUCGUGCCCAAGUCCCUGAUUCUCUAUGCCAAGCAGGAGAAGAUCCAGCUCCUUACCCAUAACGACUGCAACGAUAUCCUCCCAUGUGGCACGACAAGAGAGCUGCUCGGGCCCAUGGAAAAGGGCGCAGGAAUCCUGGCAUCGGCGCCGGAGGCCGACGAUGGUAUCCAGGGUGAUGUCGAGCCCCAGUGGGUCGUGAAGUACACGGCAGUUGUCAAAGAUCGCGGAGUGGUUGAGAACAAGGGAUACUUCGCUCUAGCAGAUGUCGGCACAUGCGUCAAAUGCCGGUCGUGA
This is a messenger RNA of Penicillium macrosclerotiorum, 930 nucleotides long. RefSeq names its product putative gamma-cysteine synthetase regulatory subunit. The record is from RefSeq and is a predicted model, not a curated record. Gene Ontology annotation, molecular function: enzyme regulator activity; glutamate-cysteine ligase catalytic subunit binding. Gene Ontology annotation, cellular component: glutamate-cysteine ligase complex. The transcript has a single exon. Gene Ontology annotation, biological process: glutathione biosynthetic process. Bases 1 to 930 code for a protein of 309 amino acids. NCBI's taxonomy places the organism in Eukaryota, Fungi, Ascomycota, Eurotiomycetes, Eurotiales, Aspergillaceae.